Molecule: messenger RNA, 884 nt
Organism: Lolium perenne
Lineage: Eukaryota; Viridiplantae; Streptophyta; Magnoliopsida; Poales; Poaceae
Product: factor of DNA methylation 5-like
Biological process (GO): gene silencing by siRNA-directed DNA methylation
Source: RefSeq, a predicted model, not a curated record
ACCAAGCUUGCUCAAGAAAAGGAUCUUGAGUUCCGAAAGAUGAUGCUUGACAAGCAGGCUCUUGAGAUAGAAGUGAAACAGCUAUAUGGAGAACUGGAAGUAACUGAGAUUAUGCCAGGUGAGGAAGUUUCAAAGAAGAAGAAGGUAGAUGAACUUAUCAAGAAGCUAGAAGAGAAGUAUGAGGAAAAGGAAUACAUGGAAGCACUCCAUAAAAACCUGAUUAACAAGCAAACAGAACACACCAAUGAGCUGCGACCUGCUCGGGAGAAGCUAAUAAAAGGCUUCCGGGAAAUUACAAGUGGCCGAGGAAAUAUAGGCAUCAAAAUAAUUGGCAAGCUUGAUAAAAAAUCAUUUGUAAAUGCUUGCAAAAAUCAGCAAAAUGAGGAUGCAGAAGUUACAGCUACCAUUCUUUAUUCAAAGUGGGAGGCUCAGAUUGAAAGUUGGUCUGCCAUGGUUCAUGGGAGAAACAUGGAAAUUGUCUCCAAGGACAAUGAGAAGCUCCGGGAACUAAAGGAAGAGCAAGGUGAAGAAUUUUACACCUUAGUUACAAAGGCACUGGAUGAAAUCAACGAGUACAAGUCUUACCUGGAAGAGCAUGAUGGAGAAAUAUAUGGUGUACCUGAGCUGUGGAACUACAAGGCUGACCGGUUAGCAACGGUUAAAGAGGGUAUCCAGUACGCUCUUGAAAAGUGGAUGUCCAACAAGAGGAAGCGCUGAGCCUAGAAUUUACCUGGGAUGUUGUCCUUAUGCUUUCCUGCUUUAGAUAUCUGACUAUGUUAUUUAACCUAAACAAGAUGUGAACAUUAGAACAUAUCUGUUCUUUGCGAUGGUACUUAGAAGUAUGUUUAUGUUGCUUGGUAUGUUAAUUUUCUUGAACUAGAUAA